Somion occarium is the source of this 1506-nucleotide messenger RNA. The record is from the annotation of a GenBank genome assembly. NCBI's taxonomy places the organism in Eukaryota, Fungi, Basidiomycota, Agaricomycetes, Polyporales, Cerrenaceae.
AGAACGAUUUCCUUCAUCCCUGGCAAGGACCCGUUGCCCACGAAUAAUCCUCUCAGGAUAGACCAGCCUACUGCUGCGCAGAGAUAUUUCUGGAUGUCGAAUUUCAUGAUGUACGCUCGGAUUAGGAAUGUAGUGGACAGCAGUGGACACGAAUCCUCGCGAAACUCUACUGACGCUUGCCAAGGCUCUCUAGGUUUUCUUCGUUAACGACGUUUGCUCUGCUUUAUUUGCUAUCGUAGAGACGAGGCUACGCGCAAUGGAGGACGUGAUGAACGUGUGUCGGUGCGUGAGCCUAGGAAAAUAAAUGUGGGGCCUGCCGCGGCCACCCCCCCCAACGAAUGCUGUCGAGUCCCGUAGUCACCGCUGCUGUGGCCAACAACGCCUUUCCAUCUGCCACCAACAUCUCUCCAUCUGCUACUUGCCUUGACACCCGCGACUGACAUCUCUAGCAUUUGCAUUUGCCAAUUUGUCCGGAUUUAAAGAGCUGAGAAAAGGUCAGUAUGGCAACAAAAUGAUAUCUACCGCGCUCACUGCAAAGCCUUAUCUUUCCUUUCGCUAGCCGUCCUAUAUAUAACUGCCUCUCCUGCUCACCUCAAUACCACCGCUCGUCCAGCCUCAUUUCAUAUCAUAUAUAUAUAUACCCUGUCCCACCUAAGCUUUCGGUCUACCAAUAACCCCCUACACAACAUGCCUUACAGUUUCGAAUUUGGCCACAAUGGUCAUGCUGUCCUCUCCCGCCUACUAGCUCAGAACGCCCAAUGGGCCUCUGACGUAGACCUUGCUGAAUCCGGUUUCUUCCAACAGAGCGCACAGGGUCAGGCACCCAAGGUUCUCUGGAUUGGAUGUGCAGACUCGCGAGUACCCGAGUCCGUUGUCCUAGCUGCGAAACCAGGAGACAUAUUCGUCCAUCGCAACGUCGCCAAUCAAGUACACCUUCAUGAUGAUAACGUGCUAUCCGUAAUCCAAUACGCUGUCGAUGCCGUCGGAGUCGAACAUAUCAUUAUCGCAGGUCACACCAACUGCGGUGGCGCUGCUGCAUGCCAUGCCGCCGCUCAGUCCAACGCUGCCUCGCCCGCUCCUUCGACCCCCCUUGGUCGCUGGUUAGAGCCUCUUACGACGCUCGCCGCCAAGUCCCUUUCUGAAGGUGAAACGCCACAGGACGCGAUGUUACAACUGGUCGAGGAGAACAUAAAGGCCCAGGUGCUGAAUGUGGCGCAAACUGAGACAUUGCAGAAUAUUUGGAAGAAGGGGAAACAAGUUCACGUCCAUGGGUGGUUGUAUCAUCUCGAGAAUGGACGCGUGAAGGAUUUGGGGAUCUCUGUUGGCAAAGAGAAUGUGCGGUGAUUUUUUGUAGAUGUCGUUGAAUGAAUACCCUUGAUGUCCCAAACGUAGAAUAUGUAACACCACAAACGUAACGUUGUACUGAUACUAUUGAUACCCUUGCAAUCCUUUCCAUCGUUCUCACCGUUCACCGUACAGUAAUACGAAUAAUAUUCAUCCACUGUC